Antechinus flavipes (yellow-footed antechinus) is the source of this 6012-nucleotide messenger RNA. It is a transcript of the gene SOCS6, whose product is annotated as suppressor of cytokine signaling 6. Bases 11 to 1618 code for a protein of 535 amino acids. Gene Ontology annotation, biological process: phosphatidylinositol phosphate biosynthetic process; regulation of growth; intracellular signal transduction. Gene Ontology annotation, cellular component: phosphatidylinositol 3-kinase complex. The transcript has a single exon. The record is from RefSeq and is a predicted model, not a curated record. Gene Ontology annotation, molecular function: 1-phosphatidylinositol-3-kinase regulator activity. NCBI's taxonomy places the organism in Eukaryota, Metazoa, Chordata, Mammalia, Dasyuromorphia, Dasyuridae.
ACUAGUCAUAAUGAAGAAAAUUAGUCUUAAGACCUUUCGGAAGUCUUUCAACUUGAAUAAAAGUAAGGAAGAGAAUGAUUUUGUGGUGGUACAGCAACCAUCACUAACCACUGACUUUGGAAAAGAUGAUUCCUUGUUUAGUAGCUGCUAUGGUAAAGACUUGGCCAGCUGUGAAAUCAAUAGUGAAGAUGAGAAAAGUGGGAAAAAUCGAUCCAAAAGUGAAAGCUUAAUGGGUACAUUAAAAAGGCGACUUUCAGCAAAGCAAAAGCAGAAAGGCAAGGGCAGCCCACCAUCUGUGAACUCUGCAGAUGAGGACACUUUUUCUUCUUCAUCAGCCCCAAUAGUCUUUAAAGAUGUAAGAGCUCAAAGACCAUUAAGGUCAACAUCCCUUCGUAGUCAUCAUUAUAGUCCUACUCCAUGGCCUCUUCGUCCAACAAAUUCAGAGGAGACCUGUAUCAAAAUGGAAGUAAGAGUCAAGGCUUUGGUUCACUCUUCUAAUCCAAGCCCAGCACUGAAUGGCGUUCGAAAAGAUUUUCAUGAUUUGCAGUCUGACAGUGUGUUCCAAGAACAAAACAGUGCAUUAAAACGUACAGAAUCUCAAAAUGGAGACCUGCAUCUUCACAUUGAUGAACAUGUGCCUGUAGUUAUUGGACUUAUGCCUCAGGACUACAUUCAGUAUACUGUGCCUUUAGAUGAGGGAAUGUAUCCUUUGGAAGGAUCACGUAGUUAUUGUCUGGACAGUUCCUCUCCCAUGGAAGUUUCAGCUAUUCCUUCUCAAGUAGGAAGGAACUCAUUCCAUGAGGAUGAGAGUCAGGUAGACCAGGACAUAGUAGUUGCCCCAGAUAUCUUUGUGGAUCAGGCAGUUAAUGGCUUGUUGAUUGGCACCACAGGAGUCAUGUUGCAAAGCCCAAGAGUUAAUCACAGCGAUGUCCCUCCACUCUCACCAUUGCUACCUCCAAUGCAGAAUAAUCAAAUCCAAAGGAACUUUAGUGGACUUAAUGGCACAGAUACACAUGUGUCUGAAAGUAUGCAUUGUCAUUUGAAUUUUGAUCCCAACACUGCUCCUGGAGUUGGAAGAGUUUAUGACUCUGUACAAAAUAGUGGCCCUAUGGUUGUGACAAGUCUUACAGAGGAACUGAAAAAGCUUGCAAAACAGGGAUGGUACUGGGGACCUAUUACACGUUGGGAGGCAGAAGGAAAGCUGGCAAAUGUGCCCGAUGGUUCUUUUCUUGUUCGCGAUAGUUCUGAUGACCGUUAUCUAUUAAGCUUGAGCUUUCGAUCCCAUGGUAAAACACUUCACACUAGGAUUGAACAUUCAAAUGGUAGGUUUAGCUUUUAUGAACAACCAGAUGUAGAAGGGCAUACUUCUAUAGUUGAUCUAAUUGAACAUUCAAUCAGGGACUCUGAAAAUGGAGCUUUUUGCUAUUCACGGUCUCGGUUGCCUGGUUCUGCAACCUACCCCGUCAGACUGACCAAUCCUGUAUCACGGUUCAUGCAGGUACGUUCAUUGCAGUACCUGUGUCGUUUUGUUAUACGUCAAUACACCAGAAUAGACUUGAUUCAAAAACUGCCUUUGCCAAACAAAAUGAAGGAUUAUUUACAAGAAAAGCACUACUGAAAGUUUAUGGGAAUCUUGCAUCUUGCACUUUGGGAACAAGAAAAAGAAAUUGAAAUACGGUUUACAAACUUUCAUUGUUAUCAGAAUCUUUUGCUGCCAUAACUAUUUCAGUUUUAUGUGUAAACAAAAGUAAUGCAUUGUUUUGUUUGGGAAUGGGGAGAUGUUGGCAAGGUGUCUUACAUUUAUUUUUUGUUUUUUAGAGGGAAAAUCUUGAGGUUUUUAGGAGUGUGAAAUCUUUCAUCAAUGUGCAGAAUAAUCGCAAUGUGAAUUGUCAGAUUACACUUGUUUUUUCCCCAAAAUCCUUUGCUGCUAUCCACUGUGAUUUUUAUGCAUUAAAAGCACAUUUCAUGUGUAUUCAACCAUAAGUAAAAUUGAAUGAAACUUGUUACUUGUCUCUUCAAAAAGACCCAUUUUCAAAAGAUAAUCUUCAAGAAACUAGUAUAAAAAAAUGCAGAUUGGUAUAAGCAUCAUACCUUAUGUUUUUAAAAAGUAUUCUUAAUUUGGAAUGUAUAAAAUUGCUUAACUUUAGAUCAAUGGAACAGUGUAGCAUCUUUUGAAACAGUCAUUUUUUAUUAAGUAUCUCUUAGUUUUUUGUUUUUUUUUUUGAGAAAGUAAAUACUUCAUUGCUUCCAUUUUCAUUUUAUGGUUUGUUUGGCUUCCAAAAAAUGACAUUCUUUUAAAAAAUCUUGAAAAAUAAGUAUGUACUAAUUAAUAUAGAAUACAAGACCUCUUCUUUACUUAAAGACAAGCUCAAUUUGGCAUAACAAAAAUUUCACCAUGAAAGAUCUAGUAAUUGAAGAAAUAUUGCAUGAUAAUAGAUCACAAAGGAUCUUGUCAACAUCCAUUUUUAUGUUACCUGCAUUGCCCUCUGGCAAAAAAAUGUUUUAUUUGUGAUUUAAUUUGUUUGAUAUUUUCUUAGUUAGAAUUUGAAUUAUACAAAUUGUUCUCAUUAAUUUGAUUAUAUCUCAAUUCUAAAAGUGAUUUAAAAAGUUUAAAUAUCAUUUUGCAUUUGAAAUUAGGGUGAUUUUUUUUCCCACAUGUCAUUAGGAAAAGUCCUUGAUUUAUACACAAUUUCACUAGAUGAUAAAUUUUGAGAAGUGUAAGGUAUAUGUGUUUAAGAAAUAGCAAGGCCAUAUCAGGAAUACUGAGAUCCUAAUGCUUCUCAUUUCUAAUGCCAUUUAGGAAAGCGAUUUUUAAAUUCAGCAAUCUGGGCUCAAGAAUUCAGCAUUUGCUAUUCUGAAAUACUUCUCUUUCAUGGACCCUAUACUCUGAUUUUCUUUAAAGAGCACCAGAAUCUAAUUUUUUAAAAUGUUUUACUUUGAGAAGUUUAUUCCUUCAUAGGUAUUUUAAUGUUUAAUUUGUAGCAAGUAAAAUGAUUUUUCUUAAUGAGGAAUUAUUUCCCUUUCAGUUCUCCUUCCCUCAGUUUGCCAUGUCUAUUGUUUUAUCAUUACUUGGUAUUAUAAUGAACUCUUUUGGAAUUGCGUAUAAUAAACUUGAUUUCUUUUUCCAAGUUAAAAAGGUUUUAAAGAAACAACCCAUUAUCAGAUGAUUUGGAGGCUUUCUCCUUGUUUUAAGCUAUCAUCUUUUCCUCUUCCUAUUCCUUCUUAAUGUAGAACUUACUGACUUUGUCAGUCAGAUGUAUUUAUGUAAACUUGCAUCCUCAUUUCUUCUUUGCUUUUGGAAAAUAAGAACUGCAAAGAUUUUACCCCAGAAAAGACACCCAUGCUAUAUGAUUAAAUUUUACCUGGAGUGAGAAAAGGAUGGUAUCUAAUUUUUAUGGAAUUGUACCUUGGUGGGAAGUCUCUUUAAUUUUCUUUACUUUAAAAUAUAUUUUACUUAAUAAAAUGGAGUUGAUUUUAAUAAUUUAAAUAUUCAUCAUUAGUUUGAGUUAAUAAUAGUAAAAAGUUAUUGAACUCAUGAAAGGUAAUGUUAUUCUUAUAAUGUAUGGUUUUCUCCCCAGGGGAUGGAUUUUUAAACAUCAUGUUUAGAUUGAUACAAAAAGUCUGGUGCUAAAUUCCUGUUGAUGAUAGCAUUACUAUAAAGAUAAUGCAAAGAAGUUCUUUAGAAAAAUAUUGACAAUGCCUUCCUCUUCAAGCAACAUAUUUAGUUAUCCUACUGCAGAGAUACCAAUUUAUUAGGCCUCCUCCACAGAUGCGACCAGUGACUAUGUUUCAAUUUGGUCACAUGGAAUAAUUUUGAACAUAAUCUGAAACCUGCAUUUUGAAAUGAUUUCAUAUAUUUACUGUGUUUGAGAUCUGGUCGUUGAAUUCUGAAUUAAAUUUAUAUAUAUAUAUAUUUUUUUUUGCUUGGUUUACCUAAAUGUUUUUAUAUUUCUCUUUUGUGUUUUUGGAAUACAAAUAAUCUUCGAUUCUUAUUGCCACUUGUUGAUGUGUUUUCACAUGUGUCCUUAACAUAAAAUAAUAUUUUAAAAUAAUUUUAUCCCUCAAGCUGACCUAAUUUGAAAUCACUGUUAAUAUGUUCUCGAAAUUAAAAAAAAAAAUGCCAAGAAACUAAUAUGUAAUUUAUAAACAUGAUGGAAAUUGAAGUGCAUUGCAUCUAUUCAGUCACUGUAGAUUGAGGUAAUACAAUAUAACUAGAAAGGUAUUGUGAUAUUAAAAGAGGCUGAUUGAAAAUGGUAAAACAAAGCCAUCAGUUACCUAGCUAUUGUAUUUGCAUGAUACAGUUUGAUUGCUUUUCUUCCUCUCUUCCUAAACUGAUUGACCUUUAGAGAACUAUAUCAAAUAAUCACUUGUACGACACACAGACAUAGCCUCUGCUGGCAAAAUCUUUGCUUAUCAGAAAAAAGUGAAUAGUAAAGUUGUAUCAAUUUUUGCCAAUAAUAAUAAUAGGGGAAGAAAAUGAAUAUUAAAUGACAAAAGGUAUUUUCACACUUCCAGCCACUCCUGUGUAAAUUGAAAAAUAACAGAAUGCUUUCAAAAGUACUUGAAGAUAUCUUAAAAAACAAACAAAUCAUAAAGGAAAAAUUGUUCUCAUUCUACUUGGUGCAAUACUCUUAAAGUUUGGAAAGCAAUUUAUGUUGGGAAAUGACUAUAGAAUAAAAAAUAAUUUUUAAAUCUAGAAUUUCUGAACCAGCCAUUUAGAUCGGUCAUCUUGCUUUUAAAGUAAACAAUGUGCCAAAAGGCUAAAUUAUUGGAAUAUGAUGAAUAACAUAAAUUAUACAUUAAACAUUACUUUAUUAUUGCUGAGCCAGUAUUAUUAAAACAGGAUGGAAAUUAGUAAAGUCUUAAGUAGGGAAUGAAUAUGCAAUGUCUCGAAUUUUGCUGGUGCCACAAAAGUCUAAAUAUUUUUCUUAAGAUCACUGCUUUCAGAAAUACCAAUUUUAAAAUACUGUAUAUUUCAUAGUUUUCAUGAUAAGAGAUAUUACUUUAUGACUGAUUCAGAAGAAUAAUUUUUAUUUUACUCCUAACUGCAUUUCAUAGUGUGUGAAUUAUGAAUUUGAAAAUGGAAUCACACUACCAGCAAUAGAUAGUAUUGUUGAAUACACUAAUAAGGAACAAUCCCAUGUUCCAGGAAUAACUUUUAAAUCCUAAACUAAAAUUAUUGGUACGGUAGUAAUCGCAAAUUUGGUUUCUUUUAAUACUUUUUUAAUCCUGUAAAGAAUGUUUUUAUAAACAUCCUUUUUAUUAAUAGUUAAUCAUAACAUGAAAAAAUGUUGUGUAGUUGCUGUAUCCGAAAAGUAUUCCAAACUCUACACCCACAGAUCAUGAAAAAUUCUUAUAGAAUUUUAUAUUAAGUAUACAUGUUGGAUUAAAGAAAUUUUAUAAUGGUGAUGGAGUGCCAUGAAAUUAAUACUUGCAAUCCAGAUUGCUGUAGUUUACACUUUUCUGUGUGUUUCAAAACAGGUGUGUACCAUUUGUACUGAGCACACCACAGAAUGAGAAUUAUCCAAAGUCCAUUGAUUUUAAUAUGUGUUUUGGUUUGUAAACAAAAUUAUAGUAAUUUCUUGCACAUUUUUGGAAAAUAAUUGUAUAAGAACUUAUGUAUCUGCUUCUAGAUACACUGUGUAAAUAAAAGUUUCAUUCACAAAAUAAUCUGCUUAGUAUUCUAUUUUUAAUAUCUGAAUGAAGCAAAUUUUAAAUUUAACUUGUGUGGUUGCCAAAAUUAUUUGUAAAUGCGUCUUAUCAGGAAACUUGAGAUGAAAUGUAGUCAACUAUAUUUUUAGUUCUUAUUUGUAUAGAAAAGUAAAUAUGUCUCCUCAUUUGUAGAAAAUUAGAUAAAAAGAAAAAAAUAGUUUAAAAAACUGUAAGUAAGCUCAUUACUUACUAUGAGUAAGCUUAUUACUGUUUUUUCCCCCCAUAGCUACCCUUUAAACUUAACAACUUUUCAUUUAUUGGAAAAGGAAAAAUAAAAUCACCAUUGAUAUUUUAAGAAAA